AUGAAAUCCAAUCUAAUAGACUCACUGAAAGCUUUCCUGCAAGAAUUGACAGAUUCAGAGUUCAAGAUGCUCCAUGACCUGGCCACAAGAGGCAAGAGUUUGCGAAAAAACUACACGCCAGAUGGGAUCAAAGAGUUUGUGAAUGAGAUCACUGGAUUCCUGGCAAUUUUGAAUGAUUCCAAAAAGCAGAAGUUUUGGAAAAUAGGGAAGAAAGCCGAGGGACAUUUGAUAUCAUUUCAGGAGAAGUAUAAGGGACUUUAUCUGAGCCCCCACCUGGAUACGCUGGAUGAGGCUGGGAGAAAAGCUUUUGAGAAGGUGAUGGAUGAGAUCUUCCCCCAAUCAUCCAACAAGCUCCAAUUUUCUGGUGAGCAGUUCCAUAGAAACAUGUUUGUCUUCCUCUCUGGUUCCAGCCAGGAGCAGGAGGCAAUAGUCUGGAAAGGCCUGGAGCUCUAUGUGAAGACUCAAGAAUAUAAGGUGUUCAAGCUCAAGAUCACUGGUCAGAUUGUGAAGUUUAUAAUCAAUUUGAUCUGA
Molecule: messenger RNA, 531 nt
Organism: Puccinia triticina
Lineage: Eukaryota; Fungi; Basidiomycota; Pucciniomycetes; Pucciniales; Pucciniaceae
Exons: 1
Coding region: 1-531 (176 amino acids)
Source: RefSeq, a predicted model, not a curated record